This is a messenger RNA of Nicotiana attenuata, 3584 nucleotides long. RefSeq lists its product as uncharacterized. The transcript has 17 exons. NCBI's taxonomy places the organism in Eukaryota, Viridiplantae, Streptophyta, Magnoliopsida, Solanales, Solanaceae. The record is from RefSeq and is a predicted model, not a curated record. The coding region runs from base 826 to 3363 and encodes 845 amino acids.
ACCACAUAUUUUCCCUUCAUUUUGAUUCAUAAAUGCAUUAGUAUGUCAGAUUUCGUUUUCUGUUAGUCAUUUAAGUGCCUAUCCUCAAUUAAUUUGUAAACCGAGUAAUCACUCCUUUGAACUUGAAAUUUGUUUAUUGUUAUUUUUUUCACUUGGAAUUAUCUAGGAUUGAGUUAAUAAUACUGUUAAAGUCCAUCUCUGUUACUUCAAAUUGUCCCGAUUUGUUCCAAAUGGGAUAAUUAUGGACUUGACAUCAAAAUUCGAUAUGCAUCUUCUAUUUGAAGGGUUUCUUAGAACAGUUGCUGGUUUGCAGUAGGUGAGCAUGCCUUUUUUGUAAUUGGAAGGUAAAACUUGGAUUAUGUGUGAUUUGAUUGAUGCUAUGGCAUUUUGUGGAGGCAAUCUAGUUUCCAUGUGUCGUUGGCUAGGUAUUGAGUGAUCUUUUUAUAGGAGUACAUCAAAAGUUUGUAAUUGUAUUAGCUUUCCUGUAUGGUUCGAUAAGAUGAUUAUAUCUGUUUUCGAGUUUCUGAUUAAAACUUAUAGUGAUACUCAUCAUUAAGUAAGUAAUAAUAGAAGCAUAUUUAUGACAUUUUUAUCCACUUUAUAAUCAUCUAGCAUGUUAAAUUUUGGAGGCAGAGAUUAGCCAUUGUAUAUUUUAACUUAUUAUUGCUAGCCUAUAAAACUCAUAUGAUUUUGACCUACUCGAGAGAUUAUUUCACUUAGGUGAUACUUAUUUUUUAUUUCCUUCUGUUCCUUUUUCCCCCUCUGGACCUUGUGUAAUUAUCUCUUCACGAUUUGGUGGAGGCUGCAAGGAAGAUUUCUGCCACAAUGUUACAGUGGAUGGGUGGGUCAAGGAGGAAAGUCUAUACUUCAAGAAGGUCAACACAGAAAAGGCAACAACAAUACUUUGAGCAAAGAAAACGGCAAGAGCAGCAGAAAAAAGAUGCAAGAGAGAGCUUCUUUGAGGAGAAAAUCCGAUGUAAUCAGCUAGAAAAGAGUAGUCAUUCACUGGAUAUUCGGAGUUUACUAAACUUAUCUACAGCUUCUGGGGAACAUAAGUCAAAUGUCCACUCAGCAAGGCAUAGUUAUGAGGGAAAUGCCUUUACUCCGCACAAUCAGAUGCUACAGCGUUCUUCGGUGAUUCAAACCAACGAAGUCAUCUCUGUUGGCUCUCUUCAACAAAAGGAAGGAACUUCACCAAGCUCCAAAGAUUAUGCUGCCUGCCCAAAGAAUACAUCAGUUGGGGCACCUGGAUGUCAUGCGAAAGCUUUGUACAACACUGAUGACAAACUGAAUCCACUGAUGAGCUCUACAGGCAUGCAGCUAUCUAUCAUUGAUAUACUUGGUGAUGAUGGACCGAACUGCGAGUUGGAAAGUUCAACUCAUGAAGGCCAUGUUGCAUUUUCGAUUGAAGGUUUAGGUAAAGUUGAAAUGUCUACACCAUUCCAUUCACCGCAGGUACAUCGCAGACCCUUAUCAUGUGGUAGGUCCUCACCCCCAAGGGCUAGGAGAAAAGCUCAUUCAUUUGACUACCUUAACAGAGGGACAAAUGGCAUUGAGCGUGAAUUGGAUAGCAUGAUGGUGGACGUAGAACUACCUUUUUGUACGAGUCCUUUAAACAGAUCCUCUUGCUCCAGGGGAACAGCAGAUUUACGUGGCAGCACGGAACAGGAGUUACUAGAUACCAAAUGGUUCUCCUCUAGUGAUAACAAUUUCACUGAUCUGUACACUUUUGAGAAUGAAGAAAUCUUCGGCAAAAGCAAGGAGAGUUCAAACACAAUUUGGAAUGAUUCCAGCUUUCAUGAAGAUUGUGGUUCACCACGCAGGAGCUACUUAUAUCAUUUUGAUGCUAGUUCCUCUGAUUUUUGGAAUAACCAAAGUUGUGGGAUGCAAGAAUUCAACUUUGAGGACUGUUAUUAUGGGAGUUCAUCCAAUUCUUUUAGUGCCAGAAAUUAUAGGAAGCAAGGCAGUUAUGCUGAUGACUUGUAUCAUCAGAAGCAAAGGAUCAGAACGAGAGCCAAAUCAGAAUUCAACAUAAUAGAUUCACCUACUCCCUAUUCCAAGCACUGUAAACCAGAGAUUAUCAGAGAUUUCAGUGUCUCAAAUGGAGAAUGGUUUUCCAUGGGAUGUACAAAUCCUCAUUUUAUGGAUUAUAUAGACCAUGCUGAGGGGACGCGGUUUGCAAAUGAAGAUGCAAGGGACAAUUCAAGUUUAUUGAGCGAAGAAUCAUCUUCGUCCACUGCAGUGGUGGGUGGCUUAGACAGACAACAAAAGAUGAACUCAAAUAAUAAAAGGAGAAGCCAGGAUAUAUCCGAUUGGAGCAAGGAGACCAAGUUGUGUGAGAAGUUAUUUGCUAAGGGAAAAAACUGCAACAGGAAUGAUAUUCAGCAAGGGAAAGAUAUGGAUGAGCCAACGGAGUUAUCAUGGCCACUGAACCAGUCAAGUGCAAAGGCAGCUCAUUACCAUCCUGCUUUCUAUGAGAAGAGGUCAGACCUGAACAAUGAUGGACUGAGGGAGGCUAGAAUUGAUCCAGGAGAGCCAAAUUCAAGAUCCAGAUCUUUCUUCCAAACUUCAAGGUCCAAAAAACAUGUAUCCACAUGUUCAGACUUAUCGAUUGGAGAUGCCCUUAGUGACCAGGAGCCUAAGUUACACACUGACCAACCGAACCUCAAAGGGUCUAUCAAAUAUCCUGGUGAAUAUGCUUCCUCAUGUUUUAUGUCUGAACCAAUGAUUUUUGAACUAGAUAGCCCCAGGUGCGCCUACCAGAACUUGUUUCAGGACCCCAAGAAGGGCUGUGGGUCUGAGGAUUCAUUGCAUGUUCUUGGUUCCCGGGGCACAGUUACAGGAAGUGUUGUAAGAGAUGUAGGUACGAGACCUGAUUUCCUGAGAGGUGGAGAUAAAGGUGUUGAUAUGCAGGCAUUUGAUAGCAGGCAAGUUGACCCAAAAACUGAAGUUUCUGGCCGGUGCAAGGGUUUGUCUUCAGGAAAGGAGAAGUCAUUGGAUGGAUCAGGUUCUGUCAAUAAGUGUAGUGUCUGUGAGGAACCAAAAGAAAAAACUCCAGAAGUGGACAGGACAAGAUUGUUUAACUAUUCUGAACGUGCAGAAGAAACAUCUUCAUCUGUAGAGAUAUCCACUGUAUUGAAGGGGAAUCAAGACAGUUCAGAUAAAAAUCAGGACAGUUCCAAUAAAAAUCAUGACACUCAAUCUGCACUUAGAUUUCAAGCAGGAGAUGGAGUUACAGAAGCAGACAGCAGGUCUCCAGUUACAGAAGCAGACCGCCAGUUACAAAGUCCCAGUGUUCCCCAAAAUGGUCAGGUUAUGAUGCUUGAAGCUGUGUCCUUCAAUUUUUACAUGUGCAGUUUUUGAAGGAAGCACAAGCAUAAAGAACUUAGACAACGGUACAAUACUCUUAUCAAGUUUAACUAGAUAAACAUUCUAAUUCAAAUAGUUUGGUCUUUUAGCAUUUGAUGGUCAUGUGUUUUCGCUACAGUUUACACGCAAGCUAUUUUGUGUUCUAGUGAUGCAUGACUGCUAUGACUAUUUAACGUUUAGAACCAGAUUUAUGUUCAGUUUUGAUGCAUGUGCGA